AUGGAAAGGUACAAUAUUCAUUAAAUAUUUGCCAGUUAACAAAUCAAUCCAAACGAACAAACCUUACAAAAUAAUUCUUCGAGUUCCAAUCCUUAAGUCAGUUUAACUACAAUCUUAAACGAAAUCGUCAAAGAAGGAAUCCAUAAUUAGAAUACGGAAUUAUUCAUUAAAUAGUAAUUAACUCCCUUUGAUAUUUUUAGUGUGACUCUUAAUUUUCAGACAUUUUGGGAAUUGUUAUUAGUCAUCAAUUUUGAUGAAUCCUCCCAAAACGGCAAGUAACAUCUAAAUCAUUAUUACUAGUCAUCUCUUUAUCGUCACUGAAAUACUCAGGACCUAACCCGAAUAGAUCUUCGAUCAUCUCUUUCGUUUUAAUCAGAUUGAGUAUAUGGAUUCUAUGAAUUUCCUAUUCUAAACUCUUGAUAGGGACUGCAUAGAUGAGACGAUUGCUGCUUAUUUUUCAAAAUUCAUAAGUAGUUUUAUGCAAGUGAGGGGUGCAGAGGUAUUUCUAUUAAAUUAUAAAAGCUUUGGAAUUAUUUAUAAACUAAUGGAAAAUAUAUUUAUGAAGAUCUGAUGAAGAAUCUUCACAUCAAUCAUAUUGCUGAUAUUGUUUAUAAUCUAAUAGCGUUUUUUAACAAGAACGAUCAAGGUUAGAAUUAUAAUUAAGAAAGACUCUUUUUGUUAAAUAGAACUAUUGAUAUUCUAUUAAAUAAACAUUAUGAUUUAUAAAUCGUUGAAAACGUGUGCAACAUCCUCAUAGACUUAUUAAGAAACCUAACAGAUUAGGAAUUCAAAUAGAUGAUGCUUGAUAAGGUGUAUAUUCCAGAUUCCUUCUUUGAUUUGAUAGUAAUGUUUACAGUAAUCUAGUUAGUUUCUCACAAAGUCCCAUCUCUUGGCUGACCUUCUGAUAUAGCUACUCUACGAAUCCCAACAAUUUACAAUGUUAUCCCAAUAGUAUUAGCCGGAUUUUUAAUUUAACUAUCAACAAUUCGAGGUCAUCGGUAAAAAAUUCAGCCAAGCACUUACUUUGGAUCUCAACCUAAGUAUGCAUUUAUACGAAUGAUUAGAUAACUUCUCCACAAGCUAUGGAGUCUAAUCAGAAAUCUUGGGGUAAACUAAGAUCAAACUCAUACAAUUCUACCUGAAUAUUCUUUAAAGCAAUAAUUUGACUCUGAUAAACUACUUUAAUCAUCAGGAGAUUUUACUCAAUCUAAUGUUCUUUAUUCAACAGUACGAAUUCAACAAUCAACUUUAAAAUUAUUUUAUGCACAUCAUUGCUUAAAUCUUUUCAAAUACUAAUUUAGAAUUCUUGUAAAAAUAAGUUAGUUAUGAAUUGAAUAUAUUAGGAUUCUUGAGCUUCCUCAAUUAAGAAUAUUACAAACAAGUAGGUUUAAUAAGAAAACCCAUCACAAAAGGCUAUUAGGGGAUGGUCAAUAAAUUGACAGCAUUUUUCAAGGAUGUUAUAUAUACAGAGGAGUGGAAUCAAUACAUUCAAAAUCACCAAUAAAUUCUAUAUAUUGAGGAUAAUUAUCUCUUUGGCAUAAUUCCAGAAAAUAAAAAAAAUAAUCAACAAGAAGACUUGAUGUAAGAUUUACAUUUAAAUUAGAAAACCUGAAUAAAUUGAUAAGGAGGAAGAGGCUCCCCAAUAGGAAACAGAAAACAAUUAGCCUAUUUAAAUUAACGAGGACUAAGGUAUAAAAUUAAUCAUGUCUUUAGUACAAUAAGCUGUAGUUUUGGUAGAGAAUAAUUUUUAAGAUCAAUCUAAUUUUGGAGAAAUACUUGGAGAACAGAUUCUCCAUUAAAUUGCAAAAUAAAGAUAAAAUAUCUCAAAAAGCUAAUAAAUUAUUAUGAGUAAUAAUUUUGAUUUCAGUACAAAAUUUCGGAGUUUAUCACCUACUUCCACUUAGAGUAGCAACAAAGAUAAGAGAUCUAAAUCUUAGGAGAGAGUUUAUAAAAACUAGAAAGUUUCCAUUACUCAAAGCUUUAUAUUAUCUAGAAGAGCGGACAUUAAUAAGAGUCAAGAGAUUAUUCAUUGA
This is a messenger RNA of Paramecium octaurelia, 2033 nucleotides long. The record is from the annotation of a GenBank genome assembly. Lineage: Eukaryota; Ciliophora; Oligohymenophorea; Peniculida; Parameciidae.